CGCCUCCGGCUCCGCCGCUGGGCCAUGGACUGGCAGGUGCUGACCAGGGAGCUCUCCCUCUACCUGGAGAGCCAGGUGCGCGUGGGGCUCCUGGGCUCCGGCGUGGGCUUGUCCUUGGUGCUGGGCUUCGGCGUCGCCUACGCCUGCUACUACCUCAGCAGCAUCGCCAAGAAACCCCAGCUGGUGGCCAGCAAUGACCGCUUCUGCCGCUUUCUCGAGGAGCACUGCCCCGUGCUGACGGAAACGUACUAUCCCACCAUCUGGUGCUGGGAAGGCCGCGUGCAGACGCUCCUGCGGCCCUUCAUCACGUCCAGACCCCAAGUAGAGUACAGGAACGAGCUCAUUAAAACAGCAGAUGGAGGACAGAUUUCACUGGACUGGUUUGAUAAUAAUGACAGCUUAUAUUACCCGGAUGCCAGCACAAGGCCCACUGUCCUGUUGCUGCCUGGUCUGACAGGGACGAGCAAAGAAUCCUACAUUCUCCAUAUGAUCCAUCAAAGUGAAACCCUUGGAUAUAGAUGUGUGGUUUUUAACAAUCGAGGAAUUGCAGGAGAGGAACUUUUGACACCGAGGACUUACUGUGCUGCUAACACGGAGGAUCUGGAAGCAGUUAUUCACCACGUGCACGACCUGCACCCCUCAGCUCCGUUCAUGGCAGCCGGUGUUUCUAUGGGAGGCAUGCUUCUUUUAAAUUACCUGGGCAAAACUGGCAGAGACACUCCUUUAAUGGCAGCUGCAAUUUUCUCUGCGGGUUGGAAUGUUUUUGAAUCUGUAGAAUCUCUGGAGAAGCCGCUAAACUGGCUUCUUUUCAACUAUUACUUGACGACUUGUCUACAAUCUUCCAUCAGCAGGCAUCGACGAAUGUUGGAGAAAUUAUUUAAUAUGGAUCUUGUGAUGAAGGCUAGAACUGUUAGAGAAUUUGAUAAGCAGUUCACUUCAGUCAUGUUUGGCUACCGCACAAUUGAUGAUUACUAUGAAGAUGCCAGCCCAUGCCGCAAGCUGAAAUCAGUAGGGAUUCCAGUGUUAUGUCUCAACUCUGUGGAUGAUGUUUUCUCACCUGGUCAUGCUAUACCAGUAGAAACCGCCAAGCAAAAUGCAAAUGUUGCUUUGGUUCUGACUUCUUGUGGAGGCCACAUUGGUUUUCUGGAAGGAAUAUGGCCAAGGAAGUGCACUUAUAUGGACAGAGUCUUCAAGCAGUUUGUGCAAGCUGUGUUUGAGCAUGGAAACAAAAUCUUUAGCAUGUAGCUUGGACCACUACUAUAGCACAGUGGCACAUUCUGACAGUUCAGCUUAAUGCACAAAUAUUAACUACUGUAAGCCAGCAAAUGGAUGAAAUCCAUUACUACAUGCAAAAAUAUUUUUUGCCUAAGAUUUUGUAGCAGGAAACUAAGUAUUAUGUUGUCACUUUUGUAUUUAUUUUUAAUAUGCCUUACUAAGAACGACCUUAAAUGAAACUGCAUUCUGCAUACGUCAACUCGCACUUAACCAAAACCAUCAAGUAAGCAGAUUAUAAUUCCUCAGGAUUUUAAUUUAAGCCAGUACAUAUUUAGGAGGCUUAAUUUAGAUGGCUUUCAGUAUUAAAUGGCAACAUUCAAAUAAUGUGUAUUAUCCUGUCACACAUAGUAGAAGGUGUCCCAUGCCUCGGGGCAUCAAUGUGAAAAGCUUAAAAUAAAAUAAAAAUAAAAAUAAAAAUAAAAAUAAAAAUAAAAACAGGGAAGGAAUAUAAAGAAACACUGGAUCUUUAAGUCUAAAUUUUAGCAUGUAAUUACAUAGCAUUAGAUUGGUACCUGCUUUUGCUCUUUUACCCUGAAAGAAUUCAAGAUUUAGGGCUUUUUUUUUUUAAUUUUGCCAAUGCCAUAUUUGUCUUACAGGAUAACUUUUAAAACAGUUAGCUAAUCUAUAGGGUUUACAUAUAACCAAAAGAUUCUUUUAAAACGGUACUGUAAUAACGGAUAUAAUUAAAAAACAUUUUGCAUUUCAAAGUUCAUGAAAAACUGUAUUUGUCAUCUAUGUAAUAUAAUACUUCAUGUAGCUGGUGAAUUCAAUAAUUCUAUUGUGCUUAUAUUAUCCUGCAAGAGCAUUUCAUUUUUUAAGGAGUAUUAGAGUAUCGGGAAAUUAUUAUAUAGUCUGCUUUAAAUAAAAAAAAUGAAAAAAAAAGAAAAAAAAAAGCCCCUGAAACCUUGGUCUCCCCUAUUGUUUCAGGUAACUGCUGAAACAAACCUGGGAGCUGGGAGAGCUGCGUCCCUGGUUCUCCGGUGGGUUUUUUGGUCAUUUUUCAGCCCUUCAGCCAAGCCCAGACAAAUGGCUGAGGCCUCCGGAGCCCCAUGUGCAGAGCCCCAAGGGCCUCGCCAGGCAUCGGCGUCUCCCGAGCGGGAAGCAGAGCGACAGCCAAAGCGGAUCCCAGGGGACAGAGGGCAAUUGGAGGUAGCUUAUAUCCCAAAACUGCAGGGAAGUCCUGGUGGAGGGCACAGGGAAAUGGAAGUGUUUCCACCAGCUCCCACCUGGGCCUCGGCUGAUGGCUGCUUUGGGCCCAGACCCAUAAAAUUAGGCAGCAGAGAUGCCUUUGCCUUCAGAUUUUUAUUGUCUGAGUGGGGUCAGUGCCAGCAAAACGCAGAUAAAGAAGCAAGCCUGGUCCCUUGCCUCCCGCAGCAACGAGGCCUCCUCUCGCAGGGCAUGUUUCCUAGUAAGAGCAACAGCAAAGGAAGAACAGAAAUACUUUUUGUCUCUAGAAAAAAGGAAGAAAUCAGGACGAAUGACAUGAAAAUGGGUUUUGUGAGGUGCAGGUUACAUUUUAAAGGAAGGAAAAGUCAGUGCUUUCAGGUUUGAAUUCUUCAGACAAGGUACUAACUGCAGCGCCAAUAACAGAAACUUUAUUUCUGCUGUAAUAAGCAAAGGGGAGGAGUAACAGGUAAAUGCAAAAGGAAGUUUUGUGCAUGUUGCAAGCAUAGAUUAAAGCAACGUACUAGAAGGGUGCCUUAUUCAUUCUUACAUUUAUUUCCAUAAUAGAAGUUAUGUUCAUACAACCACCAACAGCAAUAAAUAGUGUAUUUAGCAUUAUAUUUGUAAAGUUGUCUGGUACAGCACUGUUCAAAACUCAGUAUCAAUAUUAAUAUAGAUAUAUUAAA
This is a messenger RNA of Nothoprocta perdicaria, 3125 nucleotides long. RefSeq names its product abhydrolase domain containing 3 (gene ABHD3). The record is from RefSeq and is a predicted model, not a curated record. Gene Ontology annotation, molecular function: glycerophospholipid phospholipase A1 activity; acetylesterase activity; A2-type glycerophospholipase activity. The transcript has 9 exons. Gene Ontology annotation, biological process: medium-chain fatty acid catabolic process; medium-chain fatty acid biosynthetic process; phosphatidylcholine metabolic process. NCBI's taxonomy places the organism in Eukaryota, Metazoa, Chordata, Aves, Tinamiformes, Tinamidae. Bases 25 to 1245 code for a protein of 406 amino acids.